Haliotis rubra (blacklip abalone) is the source of this 1034-nucleotide messenger RNA. Its product is annotated as proline hydroxylase buaE-like. Bases 13 to 957 code for a protein of 314 amino acids. The transcript has 8 exons. NCBI's taxonomy places the organism in Eukaryota, Metazoa, Mollusca, Gastropoda, Lepetellida, Haliotidae. The record is from RefSeq and is a predicted model, not a curated record. Gene Ontology annotation, molecular function: dioxygenase activity.
AAACGGGCCACUAUGGCGGCGUCUGCUAUCCCAAUUAUUGACUUCCAGAAGUACGGACUGAAUGUUACCGACCCCAAGUCCGUGACGAGUGACGUCCUGGAGACCACGGCCAAGGAGAUAUAUGAUGCCUUUAGUACAAUAGGCUUUCUGUACCUGAUUAAUCAUGGCAUUGAACAAAGAAAGGUCGAUGCCAUGUUCUCUGUGUCCAACACCUUCUUUGAUCAACCCGUGGAAGAGAAAAGGAAGUCUGCUCGAGUCCAGGCAGAUCAUGGUGACCAUGGCUGGGUUGACUUGGAAAGCGAAUCGUUGAACCCCGAGCGAAAUGUUGGAGAUUUGAAGGAAGCGUUCAACUUUACACCCGGACAUGAUGGGCUGUGGCCGGAGAACCCUGCGGAAUUUAAGUCCACGUUCGUGUCAUUCUAUGAUGACUGCAGAGACUUGACAGACAGGAUCCUUGAUGUCCUGUCUAUCAGCCUCAAGCUUCAGGAUCGCUAUUACCUGCGCAAGUGUCACAAUCUGAUGGGCAAGAAAGGCGGCGCCACCACACUGAGAAGUCUGUACUACCCCUCUCUGCCUGAAUCCGUGAAGCCAGGUCAAGUUCGCUGUGGAGAGCACUCCGACUAUGGGACAAUAACACUGCUGUUCCAGGACGACAUUGGAGGCUUAGAGGUGAUGAACACUGAUGACAGGUAUGUGCCGGCUAAGCCUGUCCCCGGCGCCAUCGUGGUCAACAUUGGUGAUAUGAUGCAGCGAUGGACUGCGGAUCAGCUUAAAGGCACAAAACACCGGGUCCUGAUUCCUGAAGCGGAAGUUAAGAAACAUCAGAGUCGACAAUCAGUUGCUUUCUUUGUCAACCCUAAUAGUGAUACCAUGAUUAAAUGUCUGGAUGGUUCAGACAAAUAUGAACCAAUCUCAUGCGAGGACUAUCUGAACUAUAGGUUCAGUCUGACCUUUUAGUUAUGGAGGCAAGAACUUGCCAACAUUGCUUGAGAAAUCUUAUCCUUAACAAUUAAACCAUAUGUUUUGCCGCUUCA